This is a messenger RNA of Canis lupus familiaris (dog), 1017 nucleotides long. RefSeq names its product complement C8 gamma chain (gene C8G). NCBI's taxonomy places the organism in Eukaryota, Metazoa, Chordata, Mammalia, Carnivora, Canidae. Gene Ontology annotation, cellular component: membrane attack complex. The transcript is spliced from 6 exons. Bases 360 to 851 code for a protein of 163 amino acids. The record is from RefSeq and is a predicted model, not a curated record. Gene Ontology annotation, biological process: complement activation.
GGGGACCUGCGGGCUGGGCCGCGGGCGAGGCUCACUGAGCGCGGGUUCGAGACCCGGCCCCGCCGCCUCCCGCUGCUGGGGCCCUGGGCUAGGGGGUCGUGGACAAGGAGCCAGAGGUCAGCUCGGACUUCGUAACCAGAAUAUGGCGCCAGGCCCUGCCGGGAAGUGCAGAGUCCAGGAGGCUGGGGGUGGACUCCGCUGGGAGAGCAGGAGGACCGGGGACUUCCUGGGCUGGAGGUGGACCCGCAACGACUUCCUGUGCCAGGCUUCUGGGCGGCACUGGACGAUGGACUCUGACCUAGAAUGUGGCCGUCCUGUCCUCAGCCUCCCCCAGUUCUGGCACCAUCCCUGCCGCUGCCAUGCUGACCCCUUGGACUGCGCUCCUCUUGACUCUGCUCCUGGCUGGGGGCUCCGUGAGCCAGAGGGCUAGGAGACCCCCUCGGCCGGCGUCCCGCAUCAGCACCAUCCAGCCCCAGGUCAACUUCGAUGCUCACCAGGGAUGGGAUCUGCUGGCAGGUGCGGCAGCUGUACAGAGAUGGCGAAGUCCUGGGCCGCUUCCUGCUGCAAGCCCGAGGUGCCCGCGGGGCAGUGAACAUGGUCGUUGGGGAGACAGACUACCAGGGCUUCGCCAUCCUGUACCUGGAGCAGAAGCGACAGCUGUCAGUGAAGCUGUACGGAGCCCCCUGUGCCCCAUAGCCCGCUCACUACCCCCAAGUGACUCGGCCCUGAGCGCCUUUGAGCAGCGGAUCCAGAGGGUCAACCUGACUGAGGACCAUGUCCUCUUCUUCCCCAAGUAUGGUUUCUGCGAGGCUGCAGACCAGUUCCAUGUUCUAGACGAAGCCGGAAGGUGAGUCCUGGCAGCAGCCCUGAACUUGGAAGGAGUGAAGACCCCAGAGAUGGUGGCACCUGUGACCCCGCUCACUGAGCCCUGAUGCCCCACAGGGUCAGGGCCACCCAUGGGGGACAGCCAGUACCCACAUGUUCAGGAGCACUGCCUUCAUUAAACACUGCAUCCUA